Medicago truncatula (barrel medic) is the source of this 1033-nucleotide messenger RNA. RefSeq names its product putative tRNA (cytidine(34)-2'-O)-methyltransferase. The coding region runs from base 118 to 954 and encodes 278 amino acids. The record is from RefSeq and is a predicted model, not a curated record. NCBI's taxonomy places the organism in Eukaryota, Viridiplantae, Streptophyta, Magnoliopsida, Fabales, Fabaceae. Gene Ontology annotation, biological process: wobble position ribose methylation. Gene Ontology annotation, molecular function: RNA binding; RNA methyltransferase activity. The transcript has 8 exons.
GGAUGCUUUUAGUCACUCAAACAAGUGAGAGCAUGCUUCCAAAGGGAACACUCGUCUCUCUCUCUCUCUCCCCAUCGGAUAGACGGAAAGAAGCAGCAGCAGCAGCAUUGUCAAGCGAUGGACAUACCAUUUCCUGCUGCCCUCAGACUGAAAUCCCUCAACCUAGCAGCAGCAGCAGCAAAUCCUUAUCAUUUUCGAUCCAAACUCUCUCUUUUUCGUCAACUUCACUUCAAACCCACCUCACCUUUUCCCUCCAUUUCCUCCCCUCCCCACCUUCUCCCCCUUUCCUCUUCUCUCGCUACUAAUGGUUCUGUUGCUGCUGAAAAUGAGAUAAGCAGUAAAGAAGGUAGUUUGCCACAGGGUGUGGGAGAAGGGGUUAAUCAAGCAUCGCAUUCCAAGAUUCUUCAGGUUGUGCUUGUUUCACCUCAGAUUCCAGGAAACACUGGCUGCAUUGCUAGAACAUGUGCAGCAUCAGCUGUUGGACUACACUUAGUUGGGCCAUUAGGAUAUAAGGUGGAUGAUACCAAACUAAAGCGAGCUGGAUUGGACUACUGGCCAUAUGUGGUUGUUAAAAUUCACGAUUCUUGGGAAGGUUUUCGUGAUUAUUUUUUGCAACAGGAGGGUGAAAAGAGGUUGCUAGCAUUUACAAAGAGGGGAACAAAAAUUCACUCUGACUUUUCAUACAGAAAAGGCGAUUAUCUUUUAUUUGGUGCUGAAACUACUGGUCUUCCACCUGAAGCGUUGUUAGAUUGCAAAACUGAACCAUUUGGUGGUGGAACUAUCAAGAUCCCAAUGGUUGAAACAUAUGUCAGGUGUUUGAAUCUAUCAGUAAGUGUUGGCAUAGCUUUAUAUGAAGCUUCUAGACAACUAAACUAUGAAUCACUUCAGAUACCUUCAGAAACAUGUAUUGAUACUGAGGAGGAAUCCUUCAUUACUGAAGACAUUUUUGGCUGAUCAUUAUAUAAUUUCAUUUCAUUUCAAUAUAGAGAACAUUCUCUUGGCUUUUUUCUUAAUUGAUUAUGCUUGUCAUGAC